This is a messenger RNA of Drosophila hydei, 419 nucleotides long. Its product is annotated as death-associated protein 1. Lineage: Eukaryota; Metazoa; Arthropoda; Insecta; Diptera; Drosophilidae. The record is from RefSeq and is a predicted model, not a curated record. Gene Ontology annotation, molecular function: death domain binding. Gene Ontology annotation, biological process: cellular response to amino acid starvation; apoptotic signaling pathway; negative regulation of autophagy. The transcript is spliced from 4 exons. Bases 97 to 387 code for a protein of 96 amino acids.
CUCAUCGCUAACUAAACUGCAUUCGUGUCACAAACUAAAACGCAAAAACUGGCACUCACUUAUUUUCCUUAUUAGAGAUUGUAAUUUUUUAAAAACAUGGCUGACGAACAACCAAAUCUAGUUGCUGGACACCCACCUGCAUUGAAGGCUGGUGGAAUGCGUAUUGUGCAGCAUAAGGCACCAGCUUCUGAGCGACCUGCUAAGGAUGCUGAGGACUGCACGGGUCUAACGCAACCGGUUAAUGUGAAUUCGGCUUCCGUGAGCGGUGCACCUGUCAAGGGUAACACAGAUUUUACGCCUGCUGGAGCACAGGUGGCUCACUCGCACAAGCCGCCAGUGGCGGUGCAGCAGAAGCCCCAGAUACACAUACAACAACCACGCAAAUGAAUAAAUCAGCUGAACUGAAUCGUUGUACUGAU